AUGGAAGCAGUAGCUUUGUAUGAUUUUGAGAGUACAGAUGCGGAAGAACUAAGGUUCGCAAAAGGAUCAAUUCUUAAGAUUUUAAAUACUGAUGAUAGCAAUUGGUAUUUUGCUGAAAUUAAAGGACAUGAAGGAUUUGUUCCCGUUAAUUAUAUAAAGUAG
This is a messenger RNA of Auanema sp. JU1783, 162 nucleotides long. The record is from the annotation of a GenBank genome assembly. NCBI's taxonomy places the organism in Eukaryota, Metazoa, Nematoda, Chromadorea, Rhabditida, Rhabditidae.